AUGCGUGAUGUCCGUCCCUCAGUGUCUGUAACGGAAGGAAAAACACAGGACCUACCUGUCACAUUCGCGGAUAUUCCGAGACUGAAUGGUCCUAGUGCUGGCGGCAGGGUGUCCAUUAUUGAUGGCCGAUUAUCUGCUUUGGAAAAUGCCGCAAGCAUGCGACCUGGGAUCUUAGCACGUGACAACAGGUCACGGCUGUCCACGCACACGAGAGAUGUAAAGUCAAGGGCGUCUGUUGUCACGAGGGAUGUAAAAUCACGUGCGUCGUCCGGUGGCCGACAUCGGGACAACAGUGCAGGUUUCUUUAGAAAGGGUCGCACGGAUCUUUCCUCGGCAAGUAGAGAGCUGUUGAGGAAACGACUGUUUACUACGGCUGAACACAUGAGAAAGGGCCAGAGAGUGAAGAGGGGUCAGGUAACAGAUUUCAUUUUCGACGGCAUUCCGGGUCUAGGAUUGGAAAAAGGCACUGGACAGUUGGGUCAUUUGUUCACUGCCUUAAGACCUCGACCCGAGACUAUUAAGAACUGGCCGGAUGACGUUCUGUCCCAGCGGUUUUACUCCUCCCACGAUCAACGUCAUGCCAUUCCAAAAUCCCUCGGCAGACUUUGCAAAUCAUCAAAGGGCCAGAGUGACGUCAUGUCUCGAUCCGGGUUCAGUGUAACCACCGGAAGGACUGGAGAGACUGUCGCCAGCGCCACCUCGUGUCGUGCUGUAACGAGUGCCACGUCAUCAAUAUCAGAUUAUCCGACAGAAAAAAAGAUGCCGCAACUUCUUGAAGAAUUUUACACGGAUAAAAAGUAUUUGGACAAGUUUGUUGAAUACACAGGACGCGGAUCUGACGAGAGAAUAUAUGCCGAGAGAGGGCGUACUUUUCUGAAUAACAGAGCGAGCUAUUGGGCAAAACGAGGGGGAUUGCCCAACCGACCUCCUGCAACUAACCUGGGGCUCCGCCUGGCCAGGGAACGCAGUACAACGGUCUUUUGA
Messenger RNA from Ylistrum balloti, 984 nucleotides. RefSeq lists its product as uncharacterized. Lineage: Eukaryota; Metazoa; Mollusca; Bivalvia; Pectinida; Pectinidae. The transcript is spliced from 5 exons. The record is from RefSeq and is a predicted model, not a curated record. The coding region runs from base 1 to 984 and encodes 327 amino acids.